This is a messenger RNA of Aspergillus pseudonomiae, 465 nucleotides long. RefSeq lists its product as uncharacterized. The record is from RefSeq and is a predicted model, not a curated record. Lineage: Eukaryota; Fungi; Ascomycota; Eurotiomycetes; Eurotiales; Aspergillaceae. The transcript has a single exon. Bases 1 to 408 code for a protein of 135 amino acids.
AUGGCCACAGGAUGGUCUCUUGACUUUUGUCUAGUUUGUGACCGACAGGCCUUGGGAGGACUCUACUGUUCUCAAUCCUGUAGACUCGCCGAGCUAGAUCUCAUGGAGGAGGUUGUGGUGAUUGGUACUCCUGUGUCGAUCUACCCACAAAGGAUUCACACGACUGCAACAGAAAUUGCAGUCAAGUACCCUCGAGUUAGUACUGUUCAGGGCCAUAUCGGGUACUCAAUUCUACCAUCUAAUAAUACCUCUACGUCAUCACAGAUAAUCUCGUCGUUGUUUUCUCAAACCUCUCUUUCCUCACUUAAAAGCAAUUUAUCACAUGACCCUACAAUAUCUGGUCGAAUUCAAAAUCAGUUGCGUGACUAUGUAAGCUGUUUUGGCCAGGUUCGUAACUUAAAGAGAUAAUUAGCCUCAUGAAACUUCAUGAUGACUGCGAUGCUUGUGAAUUUGCACAUCCGAAUC